Myzus persicae (green peach aphid) is the source of this 1277-nucleotide messenger RNA. RefSeq lists its product as uncharacterized. The transcript has 3 exons. The coding region runs from base 340 to 729 and encodes 129 amino acids. The record is from RefSeq and is a predicted model, not a curated record. NCBI's taxonomy places the organism in Eukaryota, Metazoa, Arthropoda, Insecta, Hemiptera, Aphididae.
AUUGUCAAUAUGAUCAAUAAAAUAAUUUAUAAUUUGUAUAUAAGACAUAAUAUUAUAAUUUAUUGUAAAAUAUAAUAGAUAUCAUUCUCGAACCGCGUGCACACUAACCGGGAUUUCAAUGCAAUACAGAAACAUAAUUACAUUAGGUAGGUAUACAGCCGAUACAUUGGUCAGUGGUGGACCGUGGUCGAGGAUGAAAAAACGAAACCAACAACUAACAAGUCUCGAAUAAAACGAAUAAACGAGUGUAGGUUCACGUACGAUUAAUUACAUGCGUAGAUUUGCACACGUGUAUGCCUGCCUCAGCGGAUGGCCGACGGUCGGGUUUAAGGACGAUGUAUGAAUGAACGCACAAAAAAAAAAAAAAUUAAAAAAUACCAAACCGAACGAAAAGUGAACGGCGCUUACCUGUGCAACAGUGGCGGCGGUAAGUGCGUCUCGCGUGAAUCUCUGCGGCGGAGUGGGAGCGAACGGCAGUGGCGAGCUGCAGUGGUGGCAGCGGCGGCAGCGACGACGGUGAAGAAGGAAGUUACGCUUGAAACCUACUGUACAGCAACUCGUCAUUCGCUUAAUCACUUUUUAUUAUUAUUAUAUUUUCCGGUGAAGACGACAGGCGGCCUCGAUCACUCAGGUGUGGAGCGAUGUCGGGACGAAAGCUCACAAUGGCCAACAGAAAAUGACAUCGUCCGGCGAACACGACAUGAGUUCAUUCGGACAAAAAAAGUGUAGAGCGGACAAGUACAAUGGGACCGUGUGGGUCAAACUCGUCGAACUUUCAAUUACGGUCUAUGUCAAUAACACCGGAACAAAACAUUCGCCGGACGAAUCUCUUCGUCCGGCUCCACAAAUGAGCCACGUCUAGGACUGACCUUGUUUACCGUCGGGUCGGUUCGUACAUCUCCGCGGCCGCCCCGGGUCACCAUGCCCCGAAAACUAACUGUCUCGUGGUCCGACAGUUUUGUCUAGCCGUUUGUGAACUCAGCGUGACCAAACUGUGCUGCAAUGUUGUUUAUCGGACUUAGCUGCAGCGCGACGCGUCGGCUUCGACCAGCCGAACCAGUGGCAAAGACGACAAGACGGUUGACAGAAACUGGAUUUCGCCAAUAUCCACGGUGGCAAACGUCAUUUCUACUGGGUUAAACGAAUCGUCAGACGUUGAAACUUUCAAUUCCGUCAUUGCGAACCCUACCUUACUCUAUACAUUACAAUUGUAUUUAGUUAUAGUUGAAAACAAUGUAUUAUUUGAACGCUGAUUUUUAAAGUAAUUAGUAAGAAGU